Drosophila elegans is the source of this 1148-nucleotide messenger RNA. Its product is annotated as tRNA-specific adenosine deaminase 2. The transcript has a single exon. Gene Ontology annotation, biological process: tRNA wobble adenosine to inosine editing. Gene Ontology annotation, molecular function: tRNA-specific adenosine-34 deaminase activity. Gene Ontology annotation, cellular component: nucleus; cytoplasm. Bases 96 to 578 code for a protein of 160 amino acids. NCBI's taxonomy places the organism in Eukaryota, Metazoa, Arthropoda, Insecta, Diptera, Drosophilidae. The record is from RefSeq and is a predicted model, not a curated record.
GCCGCCAGAGUGAGAGCUGUUCCGUGGUCGCCUAUUGUUUUUGUUGACCUGCUGCGGCUUUUCAUCUAGUUCGCCCGAGUCUAUUUCCAUGCCAAAUGGCCGCCUUUAUGGAGGAAGCGUUAGUGGAGGCUCGGCGGGCACGUGACGCCGGCGAGGUGCCCGUGGGCUGUGUGUUCGUUCAUGGGGACAAGGUGGUCGCACGUGGCGGGAACGAGGUGAACGUCCACCGGAACGCCACCCGCCACGCGGAGUUCAUCUGCAUCGACGCGAUCCUGGCUACCUGCCGUGAGAAGCGUCUGCCCGCCCGCCAGCUGUUCAGCGAGAUAACCGUGGUGGUCACCGUGGAGCCCUGCAUCAUGUGCUCCGCCGCCCUGCACACCCUCGGUGUCAAGGAAAUAAUCUUCGGCUGCGAGAACGACCGCUUCGGAGGCAAGACUGUGGUGGACGUGGCCGCCGUCGUUGGCCAACGGAUCGACAUCACCGGAGGCGUGCGGGCGGACGAGGCGAUGGCCCUGCUCAAGGAGUUCUACAAGGGCGACAACCCGGCGGCACCGCCGCAGGCCAAAAAGAAUAAGUAGAUCAGUCAGAGGAACCAGCUACUUUCGGGAACCGGAACUACUCAUUACGGAUCCACAGGCCGAGAUAGGUCAUAGGAUCUCACUCAAGAAGAGAAUGAACCAAAAACAUGGGGAAGAAGGAGGAGAAGCACCAUAUACCAACUAUUUCUCAAGAAAGAAAAACAGUUACCAACAAAGUAAAACAAGAAUAGCACCUACUUCUUAAAAGUCAAAAGGCAGAACUUAUUAAACCGCUGCCUUAAAAAGGGACAAAUGAAAAAAACUAUUAUUCCCUAAAAAAGGAACAACUAAUCCACCCAAAGUCAUAUUUAUGAAAGUAAUCUUAAAGAAGAUAUUCGGAGGAGAAAACAGCAAUUACAAAAGAAAUCCAAACACAAUUGCAUCCCGAAAAAACAUUUAAUUCCCGAAAGUCAAAUAAGUUCCACUGUAGCAUUCGUCGACGAUUUCUGUAUAUGUUUCAAUUUAUUAUAAUCUUUAAGCAUAGUCUAAGAUAUAUAUAUAUAUAUGUAUAUGGCGUUCAGAACGUAUGUUUAAACUCUAAACAUAAAUACAAUUACUGCAUGAAAGCUA